AAGUAACAUCGAACAACGUGUGAUUUAAAAAUUAACCUCAAUUUAAUUUUGAGAACAUGUGAAAAAUCAAAAUAAUUUUCUUAAACAUAAUUUUUAUUAAAAACAUUAAACAAUGGGUAUCGAAACAGAAAUUUUGGGAAAAAAGAAAUCACACAGAGAUAGGCAGUCAGGUCGUAAAGCUGAUAAAAAAAAGCAAAAAAAUGCGGACAAUCAUAUACAAGAGCUUUCAGACAAGCAAAAGAAUCCAAAAGCUUUUGCUAUCAAUUCAGCGGUGCGAGCUGAACGACGAUUUCGUCGUAAACAAGAUAUUGAUACUAAAAAGCAACAUAUACCAGUAGUGGAUCGAACUCCUUUGGAGCCACCUCCAAUAUUAAUUGCUGUAGUUGGCCCUCCCAAAGUAGGAAAAAGUACACUGAUUUAUAAUCUUAUUAAAUCAUACACAAAGUCUCCUUUAACCAACAUUCAAGGUCCUGUAACAAUAGUUACUGGAAAGAAGAGGCGGAUAACAUUUAUUGAGUGCAAUAAUGAUAUCAAUUGUAUGAUCGAUAUAGCAAAGGUUGCUGAUUUAGUUUUAUUAUUGUGUGAUGCAAGCUUUGGUUUUGAAAUGGAAAUUUUUGAAUUUUUAAAUAUAUGCCAAGUUCAUGGCAUGCCUCGUAUUAUGGGCGUUCUCACACACUUGGAUAUGUUAAAAAAUGCUAAAGCUUUGAAACGAACUAAGAAAACUUUGAAACAUCGUUUUUGGACGGAAGUUUAUGCUGGUGCAAAGUUAUUUUAUCUAUCUGGAAUAAUUCAUGGUGAUUAUUUAAAAAAUGAAAUUACAAAUUUAGGCAGAUUUAUUUCAAUUAUGAAAUUUCGACCGUUAACAUGGAGGAGUACACAUAGCUACAUUUUAGCGGAUCGCUAUGAAGAUUUGACUAAUCCAGAAGAACUGCGACAAAAUAAAAAAGUUGAUCGAAGGAUAUCAUUGUAUGGAUACGUCAGAGGUGUUCCGUUAAAUAAAGAUUCGAGCAUUCAUCUUGCUGGUGUUGGUGAUUUCAAAAUACACGAUGUUUCAUUCUUACCAGACCCUUGUCCAUUACCAGAUCAAUUAAAGAAACGAUCAUUACUUGAAAAAGAGCGUCUAAUAUAUGCGCCAUUCUCUGGUGUUGGUGGAAUUGUUUACGAUAAGGAUGCAGUGUAUGUUGACUUAGGUGGUUCCCAUUCACACAACGUUCAACAAUCCGAUCGUGAAAAUAACGUCAAAUCAUUAGUUGAAAAUAUGACAGAAACAAAGCAAACAUUGGAUGCUAAAAUUGAAGAAUCCGAACUACAAAUAUUUACAGAUAGUUCAAAAAUUAAAUCAAAGGAUGUUGAUAACAUUGUUGAAUCUACUGCAGAUGCAGAAAAUAAAUCUGUUUUAGAAAAAGUUACUUUUUCUAAAAAUAUCACCAAUAUCGAUGAUUUAGAAGAUGAUUUAAAUCAAGAAUUAAAUGAAUUACGAAAAAAAGAUUUUUCAAAUUUAAGUGAAGAACGAGUUACAGAUAGUGAAGGACGCGUCCGACGUAAAGUCAUUUUUAAAGACGAAUUAAAUAACGAUGAUGAUUCUUCAGAUGAUGAAAAUGAUGAAGAUGAUAAAAAGAUCGAAGAUGUUCAUCCUAACUAUAAAAAACUCAAUAAAAAUAAGGAUGAAAAUGUAUUAAAUAAAAUAAAAGACACUUUAAGGAUGUUUGAUAAUACUACACCUAUUUCAAAAACUACGUCAAAAUUGAACGAAAGUGAUUCGGCAGAUAGUGAAUCAGAUGAAAACGACUUAUCAAUUCCUAAAAAUUUAAAUAAAAAGGAAAAUAAACGAUCAUUAAUGAAUUCAGAAAAUGAUGAAUCUGAUUCUGAAGAUAAUGAAAGUUCUGGAGAUAAUGAUGAUUUUGAUGAGACAGACGAUGAAAAUGCAGGAGAAUUAAAAUGGAAAGAGGAUUUACCAAAAAAAGCGCGUGAUGCAUUUUUAAAUAGACAAAAUCGAACACAAAAUUUAAUGAAAUUAGUUUAUGGCAUUUUUGAUGAACGUAAAAAAUCAAUUCAUGAAAAUAUGGUUGAAGAAAAUGAAGAUCGAGAAGAUGACGAUAUUGGUGGUUUGUUUAAAGUGGUCACACAAGAUCAACGACAGAAAAAUUUAGAAAAGGAUACUAUGAACUUACAAGAAAUAUCUUUAUAUAGUACGCCAACAACGGUUACAAGAAAUUGGACAACUGAUGAGAACAAGUCUCUAAUUAUGGAUUGCUUUGUAACUGGUAAAUGGAAAGAUUCUGAAGAUGCAAACGAAUUACUUCGAUUAGAUGAUAUGGAAGAUGAUGAUUCAGAAAUAUUUGGCGAUUUUGAAGAUUUAGAAACAGGUGAAAAAUUUGAAGCAAAAUCAUCAGAUAAAAAACGAAAACUUAGUGAAACAGAAAAUAACAAUGAUAAUGAUAAUGAAGACACUUCAAAAGAAACAUUAGCAGAAAAGAAACGCCGAUUAAAAGAAAAAUUUGAUGCUGAGUAUGAUAACGGUGGUGAAAAAAGUAAUUACUAUGAUGAUUUAAAAAUAUUAGCUGAAAAACAAUCGCAGCUGAACAAAUCAGUGUUUGAAGAUAUGGCAGAUGAUGUUCGAGUGCAAUUGGAAGGUUACAGAGCUGGAAUGUAUGUUAGAAUUGAAUUUGAGAAAUUACCUUGUGAGUUUGUGGAAAAUUUUGAUCCCACUUAUCCGUUACUUAUUGGAGGAUUAAAUAUGGGCGAAGAAAAUAUUGGUUAUGUUAAUGUCAAAAUUAAAAAACAUAGAUGGUAUAAAAAGAUAUUAAAAACCAAAGACCCAGUAAUAUUAUCUUUAGGAUGGAGACGAUUUCAAACAAUUCCAUUAUACUCAAAAUUAGAAGAUGACUUAAAAUAUCGUUAUUUAAAAUAUACACCUGAGCAUGUGACAUGCAACGCUCAUUUUUGGGGACCAAUCACACCACAAGGAACAGGAUUCUUAGCGAUACAAGAUUGUUCAAAUAAUGCAGAAACGUUAAAACAGGGAUUUCGAAUAGCGGCUACUGGAAGUGUACAAGAGCUAGACAAAUCAACACAAAUAAUGAAAAAAUUAAAAUUAGUUGGAACACCUUUGAAAAUUUAUAAGAAAACAGCUUUUAUUCAAGGAAUGUUUAAUACAGCAUUAGAAGUUGCCAAAUUUGAAGGUGCUAAAAUUAAAACGGUUUCUGGUAUUCGUGGAAUGAUAAAAAAAGCUGCUAAUAAACCAGAAGGGUGCUUCCGUGCUACAUUCGAGGAUAAAAUACUUCUUAGCGAUAUUGUAUUUUGUCGAACAUGGUUUAACGUUGAUGUUCCACAAUUUUAUAACCCUGUUACGAAUUUACUUCUGAAACCUGAAGAGAAAAGUAAAUGGUGCGGAAUGAAAACAACAGGUCAAUUGAAACGCGAACAAGGAAUUCAAGUACAACCAAAUCCAGAUCAUUUAUACACAGAAAUCGUACGACAACCAAAAGUAUUUAAACCAUUAGUUAUACCUAAAUCUCUGCAGAAAGCACUACCGUACAGAGAUAAACCAAAAUUAGUACCGAAACUUAAGAAGAAAUAUGAACCAAUUGCUGUGAUUCGAGAACCUUACGAACAAAAGGUUUCAACAUUAAUGAAACGUUUGAAAACAACGUACGUGGCGAAACAAGAAAAACUUAAACAGCAAAUGUCAACACGCAUUGAGGCUCAUGCUGCUGAAAUGAAAUUAGCUGAAGAGCAAAUUAAUAAAAAGCAAAAAUUAUCUAAAAAACAGAUAUGUAGAGAGAAAAGUAAAGCUGCGAUAGUGAAAAGUCGAAAAGAAAAUCGAAGAUCUAAAAAAUUAGAUUAAUAUUAAUGGAGUUAUAUUAUUAAUUAUUAAUUGUACUUCAUAACUAUUUCGUAAUAAAAGUGCUAUUUUAAUUUUUAAA
This is a messenger RNA of Chrysoperla carnea, 3926 nucleotides long. RefSeq names its product ribosome biogenesis protein BMS1 homolog. Gene Ontology annotation, biological process: endonucleolytic cleavage of tricistronic rRNA transcript (SSU-rRNA, 5.8S rRNA, LSU-rRNA); maturation of SSU-rRNA from tricistronic rRNA transcript (SSU-rRNA, 5.8S rRNA, LSU-rRNA); ribosome biogenesis. Gene Ontology annotation, molecular function: U3 snoRNA binding; GTPase activity; GTP binding. The transcript has 10 exons. The coding region runs from base 113 to 3847 and encodes 1244 amino acids. Gene Ontology annotation, cellular component: nucleus; 90S preribosome. Lineage: Eukaryota; Metazoa; Arthropoda; Insecta; Neuroptera; Chrysopidae. The record is from RefSeq and is a predicted model, not a curated record.